AUGAAUAUGGAUGCUACAAGCACAAUGAGUGCAACCACUACAGCUUCGAUAGCAAUGUCAAUGUCAAUGGCAAGUGGCGAAAUGAUGAGCAUGAUGAUGAGCUCAGCAAUGAGUAUGGCCUCAUCUGCAGUCUCUAGUAUGGUAAUGGAUAUGAGUUCAUCCUCUAUGUCAAUGAAUAUGGCAUCAAUGACCACAUCCCCAAGUUCCUCUAUGACAAUGAGCAUGCAAAUGAGUACAAGUACAGCACAAUCAUCUGCUUCAUCCAGCAUGUCUGGUAUGUCUGGAAUGUCUGGAAUGGAUAUGGGUGGUAACAGUACCAUGUCAAGUAAUAGCAGUAUGUCUGGAAUGGACAUGGAUAUGGAUAUGGGAAUGAAUUACUACUUAACUAGAACCUUCAAUGGUUACCCAGUUCUUUUCCAUGGUUUGCACGCAAAUACUAAAGCUAAGGCAUUUGGUAUCUUCGUUUUAUUGAUGACUGCCGCAUUCGUUUACAAAUUUCUAUUAUUCGUUAGCUGGUGUUUAGAAGUCCACUGGUUCAAGAAAUGGAAUAAAAAGAACAAGUUCAGUACUAUGGAUGCUGCUCGUUCGAGCGCUAAUAAGAAAGAUCAGUAUAAUGAUGGAUAUUUAUCUGACGAUACUUUUGUAGUAGAUCCACUACCAAAGCUACCAAACGUUAUUGGUGAUAUCUUCAGACCAUCUUUAAUUGAUGUUUCCCAUGACCUAAUUAGAACAUUGUUGACAUUCACUUCCACUAUGAUAAUCUAUAUGCUAAUGUUGGCUGCCAUGUCUUUUGUAUUGACCUAUGUCUUUGGUAUUAUUACUGGUUUGGCAUUAGCCGAAGUCUUUUUUAACAGAUGCAAGUUGUGCAUGUUAAAAAGAUGGGACAUCCAAAGAGAACUAGAAAAUACUAAGAACUGCCCAGGUGCUGGUAACUGUCAAUGUGGCAGACAUAGAAGAGGUAACAACAUUAACAAUGUAACAACUACAUCAACAAACGUUCAAAAUGAAUACUAUAACGAAAAAGAUGAUGAAAGAGAAGUUGAAGACAACUGUUGUUGUGAACCAGCAAAAGAUAAAUCUGGAAGUGCGGUAAUCGAUGAUGAUGAAGAUGCUAAUUGUGCUUGCGGUGGUGAUGAAGCAAAAGAAGAGAAGAAUAUUGAACGUAAUAUUUCAGCAAAUAUAAGGAUGCAAGAACAAGGAGGCGCUAUGGACGUCGAUUUAUUACCAUCGGAAAGAUUCCAAUAA
Vanderwaltozyma polyspora DSM 70294 is the source of this 1245-nucleotide messenger RNA. RefSeq names its product high-affinity Cu transporter CTR1 (gene CTR1). The record is from RefSeq and is a predicted model, not a curated record. The coding region runs from base 1 to 1245 and encodes 414 amino acids. Gene Ontology annotation, cellular component: plasma membrane. Gene Ontology annotation, molecular function: copper ion transmembrane transporter activity. Lineage: Eukaryota; Fungi; Ascomycota; Saccharomycetes; Saccharomycetales; Saccharomycetaceae. Gene Ontology annotation, biological process: copper ion transmembrane transport; intracellular copper ion homeostasis. The transcript has a single exon.